Messenger RNA from Aspergillus ibericus CBS 121593, 2873 nucleotides. RefSeq names its product putative mitochondrial respiratory complex I chaperone (Cia84). Lineage: Eukaryota; Fungi; Ascomycota; Eurotiomycetes; Eurotiales; Aspergillaceae. Gene Ontology annotation, molecular function: protein binding. The coding region runs from base 276 to 2657 and encodes 793 amino acids. The record is from RefSeq and is a predicted model, not a curated record. The transcript is spliced from 2 exons.
UGGCCAAGUGGGAGGGGAAGGGGAGGAAAGAUCAGGUCAGGAAUGAAGCUGGGCCGGCGAUGCGGUCGAUUUCUUUUUCGGCACGCGCCAAGAGCCGCCUGGACUUCCGCCCGCAACUCCGUCUUGCUCCAUCAUCAUCCUCUCCCCUCGGUGACGUGCCGUCAAUUAGGCUUCGGCUGGCAGCCAAUUGUCUAUCGUCUAUUGUCUAAUCCCGUUCUACAUCGUUGCUGUGGGGGAUUGAACACGCCUCUUUCUCCUCCCCGCGACCCAACAACAUGCAAUCCCACCUUACCAGGAGGGUCUUUCGGGCCAUCCUGAAUAACGAGCCCCUUCCCUCGUCGCGCUGUCACUAUCGCUUCCUGCAUACCGCUCGUAGCCAUCGAUCCCGGAAGCUAGGCCCUCUGGGUCCGUACCAUGUCCAGCGACGCGGGCUUUUCGCCUUUAACGCGGUCCCCAAUGCCGGUCCUCAAACUGCAAUCCUGCCGUCCGAAACUGGCCUGAAGCCAAUGAGGGACUUGUUGAGGUCCCUGAGUGACCAAAGCAGAGGCCCCGCCAAUGGAAUUUUGGCAAAGGCUUUCCAGGACUUUAUCGUUGCGCGCGCGGAAGCCCCCGGGGUCAUUACGAGCUUCCAUGCGAAGCUGCUGGUUACCACCUGGAAAUACCUACGAGCUCGCGAGGAAGAGUUGGAGCCCGAGGAGUGGCAGAAGGUCUUCUCAACUGAAAAUCUCGAAAACGUUCUCUACGUCCUGGCCGAAGCGAAAUGCCUGCCCGAGUCGCACGAAGUCGUGCGGAAAAUGGCCCGUCUGGCUUUCUUGGAGCUGUGUGACGAUCAUGGAUUUGGGCACAACCACAUCAGUCGGCCUGCGCUCCUUUCAUAUAUUUACGUCCAGGCAAUGCUUGGUAAUCCGCAGGAAGCCCGGCAUGUGGUCGAGAAUUUCUGGGAUAGACUGAGCAAGACCAGCCCUUCCCCUUGGCUUACAGUCAUGAGAGGGUUUGCUAUCAUCAAUGACAGGUCUGAACUGAGACGCACCACGGAAAGGCUUCACGAACAUGGCGUCGAGUUUGACGAACACGCCCAUGAAGAAUUGCUCAAUCUCCUUGUCGAGCAAGACCUAUAUGCAGCCGUGGAAACGGUUUAUGAGUGUCUUGCACCUUAUGGGCAGGAACCCUCUAUCAAGGCAAAAGCAACUGUGAUCCGAUACGCGAUCCUGAAAGGUGAGACUGUUUGGGCAGCGUCUAUCUAUAAGUCACUUCCGCAGUCCCAGGUUACCGAGACCAUAGGUGUGACGCUGCUCUGGGAAGCAGUUCAAACUAACAGUGCUGCUGCCGUCUUGGAGAAGGCCAAAAUAUUGACGGCUGGAAAUCAAGAUGCAAGAGACUCAUUGAGCAUUGCAUGUGUGAACGAUAUGAUCGAGUACGCGAAUUCCGUCAAGAAUCCCGAAUUGGCCGCCGAUCUUGCUUCUCUGGCUUCCCAGUGGGGCCUGCAGCCGGAUAUGCAGACGCACCUAUUGCGACUGGAAUCCUAUAUUCAGGCAGGUGAUGUGAAGGCGGCAUUAGGUUUCAUUCACGACAUGCAAGACCCAGAAACGAUCAUGAUGGAGAACAUGCCGUUGAUGAACAAGCUGAUUACGGUGCUCUGCUUGUCAAGCCAGGAGGAUGCCGUGAUGGAACAAGUGACCUCGCUUCUUGAUCCUUUAUUCGAAAACAAUGUUCGGUUAGAAGCCGAUACCUUAGCAGCGUUGACGCACAUGCUAUUGUACCGUCAUGACUGGGAGGGCGUCUCCGAGCUACUUCGUCCCCGCCUAGGCACCUAUGACUCGGAAGAACGGAUAAAGAUCCGCAAUGCUCUUACUGAUUUCAUUACCGACCUGAGCCAGGAGAGCGAUGAUGUCUGGGAAAUGUACAACCUGCUCCAACUGGCCUUCCCCGAAGCCGGAGUGAGUCUGCGAACCGAGAUCAUGACGUCGUUCUUCAAGCGGAACCGAAGUGACUUGGCCUUCUUGGUCUUCGGACACAUGCGACAGGCGGAGGAUUUUGCGCGGCGGCCGAAGCCCAACACGUACGCCCGGUGUUUCCAGGGCCUCGCCCGGACCCAGGACGCCAAAAACGUGGAGCUAGUCCACAACAUGCUCAAGCUCGACGUGGAGGUCGACCUCAACACGCGCUUGCUGAACGGGCUCAUGCUCGCGUACGCAGCCUGUGAUAUGCCGGAGAAAGCAUUGGACGUCUUCCGCGACAUUCUCCAGUCGGACGAAGGCCCGUCGCAGAAAACCAUUGCCAUCUUCUUCAAGGCGUGCGAGAAACACCACAACGGGGUCCAGGAGGCGAUCAAAAUGAUGAGCAAGGUCAAGCGUCUCGAGAUCAGCGUCGAUCGUCAAUUAUACAUGGCCUACGUCGAGGCUCUAGCCGGGCAGUGCGAGUUUGACCUCGCCACUGAAGCGCUGGACAAGAUGCCUAGCGAAACCGGCUUCCAAGUAACCCGCAACUCUAUCGGAUUACUCUACAACGCCAUCCCCUACCAAUACUGGAAAGACGAAGUCGAAAAAUGGGCUAAGGCCAAAUACCCGGAGCAGUGGGCACAGCUGGAACAGAUCGAACGCACCGAGUACGAAGAGGGGCCGAAGUUCAACAUCAAAGACAACGAAAUCAUUGUCUAGUCGACCAUGUACUUGUAAAUACCUGAUUGUACCAACUAGUAUAAACAAACCUCCACAACGUCCUUUCUUCAGCGAACAUAGCCUGCAAGCAGAUUACAUACACAAUCGUAAGCCUCGUUUCGCAAUGAACGUCCAUCUCUCCCCUCAAAUGCAUCCAUUCUUUGUAAACUAUGGAUGAGAGUGGCUGCCAUCCCAGGUCAAAGGCUACCGAGCUAC